Sordaria macrospora k-hell is the source of this 2511-nucleotide messenger RNA. RefSeq lists its product as uncharacterized. Gene Ontology annotation, molecular function: polygalacturonase activity. NCBI's taxonomy places the organism in Eukaryota, Fungi, Ascomycota, Sordariomycetes, Sordariales, Sordariaceae. The record is from RefSeq and is a predicted model, not a curated record.
AUGCGGCUGAAAGCCAUCGUGCUCGCCGCUUUGGCCUCAGUCGCCAGUGCGGCCUACUGGAUGGAGGAGAUGCAGCACCAGGGCGUCGCAUCGUUCAACCCCGACAAAUCCUACCAGGUCUUCCGCAAUGUCAAGGCCCAUGGCGCCAAAGGAGAUGGAGUCACCGACGACACCAUCGCCAUCAACAACGCCAUCAGCUCCGGCAACCGUUGCGGCGGCGGCCCCUUCUGCAACGGAACCACCACCACACCGGCUGUCGUCUACUUUCCUGCCGGUACCUACCUCGUCACUACCAACAUCAUCAACUACUACUACACCCAGAUCAUUGGCGAUCCCACUUCCAUGCCGGUCAUCAAGGGCAGCCCCAACUUCCAGUCCUACGGCGGCAUCGGCUUGAUUGACUCCAACCCGUACUUGAACAGUGGUACCCUUCAGUUCAAAGCCACCAAUGUCUUCUUCCGUCAAAUCCGCAACCUUGUCUUUGACACCACGGACGUCCCAGGUACCGUCGCUGGCCUCCAUUGGCCCUCUUCCCAGGCUACCUCGAUCCAGAACUGCAUCUUCAAGCUUUCCUCCCGACCCGAAGAUGAUCAUACCGGUAUCUUCAUGGAGGAAGGAAGCGGCGGCAUGUUGGCGGACCUGGUCUUCUACGGCGGCAAGCAGGGCGCUCAGUUCGGCAACCAGCAGUACACAAUGCGCAACCUCACCUUCUACGGCUCCAAAACAGCCAUCAUGCAGCUGUGGAACUGGGGUUGGACGUACAAGUCCCUGAACAUCUAUGAUUGCGAGGUCGGCAUCAACAUGUCCAGCAACGCCGUUGGCUCUGUCACUCUUCUGGACAGCAGGUUCGUCAACGUCCAGACGGCCAUGACCACCUUUCGUGGGGCCAGCCACGUCAAUUCCACAGGUUCACUUGUGGUCGAAAACGUGGACUAUGUCAACGUUCCAACCGUUCUUCAGGGUCCGGAUGGCCCUUUGCUGAAGGGCAACCCUUCGGGACUGGUUCAUGACGCAGGCUACGCAAGGGGUAACACAUACACCCCGAAUGGCCCACGCGAGUACGAGGACCGCGAUCAGGUCUACUUCCCUCAACCUACCACUCUCAAGCAGAACGGCAAAUUCUACGAGCGGUCCAAGCCCCAGUACGAAUCCUACGCGACCUAUGCCUUCCUCUCCGCUCGAUCCUAUGGUGCCGUUGGCGAUGGAAUUACCGAUGAUACCGCAGCAUUGAACCACCUGUUCCAGACUGCCGCUAACACGCAAGGGGCUGUAGCGUACAUCGACGCAGGAUACUACAAGGUCACCGACACUAUUCACAUCCCAGGCGGUGUUCGAGCUGUGGGUGAAGCCAUGGCAGCGGUUAUCCUCGGUGCGGGUCCCAAGUUCGCAGACAUCAACGCCCCGCAAGCUGUGGUUCAGAUUGGAACUCCGGGAGAGGCUGGCCGCGUGGAACUUAGCGACAUCAUUGUGUCUACCCAGGGAGGAACAGCAGGUGCUGUCCUGAUCCAGUACAACCUCAAUCCUCCAGCUGGCCCAAGUUCUACCGUUGCCGAAAUGCCUCCUUCUGGUCUAUGGGACGUCCACACACGUAUUGGUGGCUUUGCAGGAUCCAACCUACAACUCGCUGACUGUCUCAAGACUCCGGAUGCCGCUGUCCACGCUGAUGCAAAGUGUACUUCAGCAUGGUUGAGCUUUCACGUUACCAAGAAGGCUGGAAAUGUCUACGUGGAGAACAGCUGGUUUUGGGUUGCCGAUCACGACAUUGAGGACUUCAACAAUACCCAGAUCAGCGUCUUUGCUGGACGUGGUGUCUUGGUUGAAGGCAAACGUGUCUGGCUUGUAGGCACUUCCAGCGAACAUCACACACUCUACCAGUACCAGCUGCUCAAUGCAACCGACGUCUUCAUGGGUCAAGCUCAGACCGAGACGCCCUACUACCAGCCCAACCCGCCUGCUCCGUUCCCUUUCACCCGGAUCGACACCACUCUCGGAGACCCUGAUUUCCACACCGACUGUCAAAGCGUCCAGUACGGCGCCAACACGACAAUCAACUCCGAUGGUUCUCUCACUCUGGGCGGUAACCCAGCCUGUGCAAUGGCGUGGGGUCUCCGGAUCCUCGGUUCAAAAAACGUGGUCAUCUUCGGCGCCGGCCUUUACAGCUUCUUCAAUAACUACAACGUCAAUUGCAGCACUCUUCGUUCUGGUGAGAACUGUCAGGCCAGAAUCUUUUGGGCUGGACCCCUCAACCCUGGCUCUGGCUUCAGUACCAGCACCCCUCCCAGGGAUACUGGAGCUGGAAACCCCGGAAAGUUUGUAAUGAGCCACAGGCCGCCCUUCCAUUCGAACAAGACCACCGGGUCUACUGGAGAGACCGCGGACCCGUGGGUGCAGGUUUACAAUCUGAACACGGUCGGUAGUGUCAGCAUGAUCACUAGAGACAGCAAGGAUUUGGCGGGCUGGAACCAGAAUCUGGCGACUUUUGCGAAUACUCUUGCCUUGUUUCACUACUAG